Messenger RNA from Elaeis guineensis (African oil palm), 762 nucleotides. The record is from RefSeq and is a predicted model, not a curated record. NCBI's taxonomy places the organism in Eukaryota, Viridiplantae, Streptophyta, Magnoliopsida, Arecales, Arecaceae.
AUGUUCCUCACCGGCGAGAACCAGCCCUCGGCCCGCGACUUCCGCCCCGAGGUGCACGACUCCGACGGUCUGAUGAUGGUCACCGGCGAAGGCGAAUGGCUGUGGCGUCCGCUGCAGCGGCCCAGGAACGUGACGGUCAGUUCGUUCACCAUGCAGAACCCGCGCGGUUUCGGCCUGAUGCAGCGCGACCGCAGCUUCGCCAGCUACGAAGACGUGGAAGCGCGCUACGAGCGCCGCCCGAGCGCCUGGGUCAAGCCGCUGGGUGACUGGGGCCCCGGCCGCGUGGAGCUGGUCCAGCUGUCCGCGCCCGACGAGACGCACGACAACAUCGUGGCGUACUGGGUGCCGGCCGCCCUGCCCGCACCGGGUCAGCCGCUGGAAGUGGCCUACGAACUCGCGUGGCAAGGCGAUGCCCAGCAGCGCCCGCCCUCGAGCUGGGUCACCCAGAGCCGCCGUGGUUAUGGCUACACCCAGCUCAGCCUUGAAGAACAAGGCCGUCAGCCGCAGUACGUCAUCGACUUCACCGGCCCCGCGCUGGACGCGCUGCCCGCCGGCGCCACGGUCAAGGCGGUGGUGAGCGCCAACGCCAACGGCCGCGUGCUCCAGACCCUCGCCUACCCCAAUCCCGCCACGCGCACCUGGCGCGUGACCUUGCGCGUCGAGCGCGUCGAUGCCACGCAGCCCGUGGAAUUGCGCGCCUUCCUCCAGCACAACAACGACACCGUGAGUGAAACAUGGACACAUCUGCUGUUACCCGAAUGA